Molecule: messenger RNA, 3659 nt
Organism: Dromaius novaehollandiae (emu)
Lineage: Eukaryota; Metazoa; Chordata; Aves; Casuariiformes; Dromaiidae
Product: ankyrin repeat and MYND domain-containing protein 1-like
Exons: 13
Coding region: 1-1764 (587 amino acids)
Molecular function (GO): protein binding
Source: RefSeq, a predicted model, not a curated record
AUGGAGGCCGGUGCCGAGCGGGUUUCCAGUCAGGCGGCGGCCGAGGGCGGCGCAGAGGAGGCGGCAGCGCCCGGCGACGGCAGCGGGCCUGGGGGCGGCGAGAGAUACACGGGACAGUUCUACAUGGACCAUCGCCAUGGGAAAGGGAUAUGCUACUGGCCUGAUGGUUCCAAAUUCAUUGGAGCAUUUUAUCUCAGCCACGUAGAAGGCUAUGGGACUCGGGAAUGGAAGGACGGCAGAAAAUUUCAGGUUACUUCCCACAACGAUAUUGUCAAUCUUCUUCUCGAUAGUGGAGCUGAUGUGAAUAAGUGUAGUGAUGAAGGAUUAUCUGCUCUCUCCAUGUGCUUUAUUCUGUAUUAUCCAGCAGAAUCUUUUAAGGGUAAUAUUGCUGAGAGGAACCUGCACAGCUGCAAGCUGCACCUGGGAGUCAUCUUAGUUCACCAUCAUUUAGAGGUUUUUUGCAAGAUGCUAAUGAGUGAUUCUGGUAUUUUCCAUGUCAACUUUAGACAGCAGAAGAGAUGGGCAACAAUCCAGCUGCUGCUUCACCGAGGUGCAGAUCCCAAUGCAUGCUGGAUACCAGCACCCCUUCUCUUCCUUGCCGUUAAAGCUGCAGAUGCAGAAGCAGUGAAACUCCUCUUAGAAAGGGGAGCCAGGACUGAUGUGCGGCUUCCAUCCAAGUUUGGGGGUCUAACCCCUCUCCACAUAGCUGUAUCUAUUCCUGGGGAGGAAGGAGUCCAGAUAACACAGUACCUCCUGCAUUCUGCACCAGAUCUUGAUGCAAGGGCAGAAGAUGGAAAUGAGGUAUAUGGUCCAGACCAGGUUCCUCUGCCUCAAACCAGAGAAACCCAGUUGUCCCGUGGUGUCACUGUGCACCUGAAGAAUGAAGCAGGACCACCAAAAGGGUACUUCUCCUCCUAUUUUGGUCCUGUUCCAGAAGAAGGUGGAAGGAGUGCAUUGCAUAUUGCAUGCGAAAGAGAGGAUAACUGUGAGCAUGCCAGAGAUGUUAUCCGCCUCCUUUUAAUGCAUAAGGCAAAUCCAAACACACUGUGGAGUGGCCAUUCACCACUUUCCUUAGCAAUCGCCAGUGGGAAUGAUUUGGCAGUGGUCGAACUCCUCAAACAUGGGGCUGAUCCAAAUCUGCCAUUAAGCAGAGCAGUAAGAAGUGCCCUCUGUACAGCUGUCAGUACCACAUAUGAACAGAAGAGAACAAAAGCACAGAGGAUUGCUUUGGUUGAUAAGCUGCUUGAAGCUGGCGCGGAUAUCCUUGCACCAGUUACUCUUAGGGAAGGACAGCAAAAAGCAGUGGGAACAGCUGUCGACUAUGCCUAUUUUGAAUAUUUGCAGGAUAGGAGAAUUGCUCACACACCAUACGAUGUACUGACAGCAUCUGAGCGGGAGAUUUUUCAAAAACGGCAAUCACUGAUGGAACACAUUACUGGGAAGCUCCGUGAGCGUGUCAUCCUGAAAGAGAAAGAAUGGAAUCAGGAAGAGCUGCGAAGAUCCAAGAAAUUGGAUUCAAAUAUUCGUACAUCUGCUUCAAAGAAGAAAUCGGGGAGCCAUCAUGCGAAAGAAGUGAGGACACCGUUUUUUAAAUACUGCUAUCAGUGCGGACGUUCUGUUGGUGUUCAGCUGACAUCUUGCAUUCAUUGCCAUGAAAUCUUCACUUGCAGUGAAGCUUGCAGAAGGAAAUCCUGGAAGGAGCGGCAUAGGCAUGAGUGUUCGGGAUUGCUGGUCAGUUUCAAGAGAGAAGAAUCUUUCAGGUGAGCACAGAACAAAAGGAAGAUGCUCCUGAAGACUAAUGUUCAUUACUGAAAUCAUAAAUAUACAACUUUCCAAGCUGAAGAACCUCAAUACAUCUAACAAGCUAGGAGGAACGGGGCUUUCAGUACAAACUUUACCUCUAUCUGCAUAUUAGAAUAGAAAUCUACGAGAUUUCUGACCUUUGUGCAUUGAAUCAUUGAUACCACCCUACUGUGGUUCAGGUAAACUGCAGCAUUUGUCAUUGACAAAAAAAAGGACAUUAUACACGUUAUACACAUGCACACACUACACAGCAGUAGAAGACUGGCAUAGUGGAUUUAUACAAGAAAUUAAAGUGCUGUCACCAUAUGAGAUGCUCGCAUAUGAGCCACAAUGAGGAAUCUGAAAUGUGAAGAUAAAUAAGGAACUGCUGCCAUUCUGAGGCUGAUCUGUCUUUUAGUGGCUGUCCAGCCACUAAAAAGUCGGUCCAGGAUGGGUCUUUUAAAUCUGGGUACUUGUAAAACCUGUGAAGGGAGUGAGGCCUGUCCAACUGGAGAUGAUUUAUAUGAAGCAUACAUGCUUAUCCGUAUGGGUUCUAAACAUCUUCUAGCGGUUUUCCCAAGAUAAGAUAUCAGUGGUGUACUUCCCAGAUUAUAUGGGAAUAAAUGAAACUGUUCUUAAUAACGGGAGAUUUCCCUUGCACCUUAAUCAAGUGCUUUUUCUUCUUCCUGUUCCUUUCAUAAAGUUUUGUUACACUCCUGCAUAUAAUUAAAGCUUUUGAGUUUCACUCUUUUCUGGAAGCUACCUUUCACCCACUUACACACUUCUGCUUUUACAGCAUUUGAUGUAUGAGAACUGCAACACGUGUAUACAGAACACUCUGUUUUUACUACUAUUUUUUCAUAUGUUUGGGAUGGAAAUGGGAACAGACUUAGAAAGGGAAGUCCUGAAGACUGUGAAUCGGAACCACUAGAAAACAAUAAAAAUGAUCUGGGGGAAUGGUAGAGGCUUCUGGAAAAACGGCACGGUGCAUGCCACAGAAGGGUAACCAACCAGCUUGAGUUCGGUCAGACUCUGUCUUUAAGCACACAGUGUGUUGCUGACUGUCCUGCACCCUGACAGGCAUGCUGACUUCUCUAAGCAACCAUCAUGGGCCAGUCAAAGCAGGACACUGGAAUGGAGACAAAGUAGCAGCUACUCCACUCAGCUUAAUUUUUGCAUCAUCCUCAAAGUGAUAGAGAAGAAUAAUGAAGUGAUAAUAAAAAAACAUGUUCGGAGCAGAAUGUGCCUUGAUAGAUGCUGCAGAAGCAGCAAAUAAAGCUGAAGGGCACAGGUCAGAUCUGAUAAAUUAUAGCCCAACCCACAGACAGCAGAGAUUUUACCACUUUAAUGGCAAUAUAUUGCUUAUUUAUGUUAAAAGAUUUGACUUGAGAAAAGAUUAGGAAUUUUCCUAAAAUAUGAAAGGAUCAGAUAUCUGAUAAAACUCCUAGACCAAUGAGGCAUUUGAGCUUGUUUGACUAAUGAAAUCAAUAUAUACAUACCUUCCAGUGAAAAUGUCUUUGCUCACAAGGUGUUCCUUAGUCAAAUUGUUUUCAAUGGUUAAUCCAUUCUGGAACUACUGACAGAUGAAAGAAUCCUUGAUGUGUGUAUUUCAAGUCAUGCUAUUUAUUUUCUUGAAACCAAAAUGAAAGACUGAGCUUCUAAAGAUAGAGCCUGGCAGAAGCACUUACUGCUUAAAUGGCAUUGUCCUUCCCUUUUGCUUUUGAACAUCUGAGCAACUCAGUAGUUAGAGCUUGGGUGAGUGAGGUGUUGAGUCUUCACUGCUGAAUUGUGACUGUUAACAGCUGCCAUCCAUAUCUUCCUCUUCAAAACUCUUCCUGUUUUCUGGAGUUCUAGUUCCUCACUUUUGUUUACAUGAA